UGAUACCCUCUUAUUCUUAUUUCCAACCAAAAAUAUUAUUUGGUCUAUUUAGCCCAAUUUAGCCCCUGCGAGAAGGCUAGAAGUGGCUGUAAAGAAAUAUCAGAAUAUCACUCCUCUCCGAAACAAUUUGACGUCACGGGCUUUGUCUGGGGCUUUGGCUUGGUUUAAUUUGGUUGGGUUGGUCAACCUAUUUACCUAGGUACCUAGCCUAUGUAGGCUGGCUUGGUUGGUAAGGGUAGGGGUUGGCUACUACUUUUGAAUAUCUGGCGAUUCCAGUGAAUGGUCGACUGCCAGUUCUGCGCUCUUCUUCUUUCCAGUACUUCCAGUGCCAACCCGACAAGGACUCGACAUGGCGCAAUUGAGCUCGGAUUUACAGGAGAAGUUGGAUGAGUUGGAGAGGGAGUUGGAGGAAGGCGACAUCACAGCAAAAGGCUAUCAAAAACGACGAACCCAGUUAUUCUCUCAGUAUGGUCCUAAUACUUUGGCUGAUGCGACUGGAGGUUUACGAAUACACACACCUAGCGAUGAUACUCCUUACACAAGCGAAGGCCAUCGAGACGCAGCAUAUACCGCCCUCAGCACCACCAAUUCCGACUACAAUGACCCAUACUCCCCCUCAACUAUUACGUCUCCCGGUGACUGGCGGCCCCAGUCGGCCGGACCACCACCCAGUUCCUCUCAUGGCGCCGAACAUCCAGCCGGUUUAAUGCGGCCGGGCGGACCAAUGGCUGAACAGCGCCCUAACUUGAGCCAACGCGAUUCACUCUUCUUAAACCCUACCAACUAUGCGCAAACUAUGGUGUCCGACUCUCCUACGCGAUCCGGGACCAUGGUAUCGGGCGACUAUGCCUUCAAACCAGAGCAUCAAGGCGGAUAUGCGCCCCAACCACAAAAUACAUAUGAUAGUCGAACUGGAACUAUGCUGGACUCGCAGGUUUAUUUCUCUGACUUUGCCGGCCAGCAGUCAUACGAUCAUGGCCCCAGUGGUGAAUAUACCGGAGGAGUCCAUAGGUAUUCAUCCAGCGAUGCCUUUUCGCCCACUGCUGCGAUGGCUCCUCCCAUGCUUACUGCGAGCGACCUGCCUCCCCCAGAGGCCCUAGAGUAUCAGAUGCCCUUGGAGCCGCGGGAAGUACCCUUCGCUAUACAUGACCCACAUGACGAGAAUACGGCCAUGUCCACAUUCGACAACAUUGCCGCGGUACUAAGACACAGGGGACGUACUAUCGGGAAACUACCAGCCUACUGGGUCCUUGAUAGCAAGGGAAAGGAAAUUGCAUCUAUUACUUGGGAUAAACUAGCAUCUCGAGCGGAGAAAGUGGCACAGGUUAUUCGAGAUAAGAGCUCCUUAUACCGUGGUGACCGCGUUGCUCUGAUCUACCGAGAUACGGAAAUAAUCGACUUCGCAAUAGCCCUCCUAGGCUGCUUUAUUGCUGGUGUCGUAGCCGUUCCUAUCAACGACUUACAGGAUUAUCCCAAGCUUAACCUUAUUCUUACAUCUACUCAGGCGCAUCUAGCGUUGACUACUGACAACAACUUGAAGUCAUUUCAACGUGAUAUCACCACACAGAAGUUGAACUGGCCCAAGGGGGUCGAAUGGUGGAAAACGAAUGAAUUUGGAAGUUACCAUCCCAAGAAAAAGGAUGAUGUACCUCCUUUAUCCGUACCAGAUCUAGCAUACAUUGAGUUCUCUAGAGCACCAACAGGGGAUGUUCGGGGCGUCGUUCUAAGCCACCGCACAAUAAUGCAUCAAAUGGCUUGUUCCAGUGCCAUAAUACAAGCCGUUCCUAGCCACGGGCCUGGCGAUACCUUCAAUCGUGCCCUUCGCGAUAAGAACGGACGCUUGAUUGGAGGGGGUGCCAGUAGUGAGAUUUUACUUUCGUAUCUUGACCCACGCCAAGGUAUUGGAAUGAUCCUUGGUGUCCUUCUCAACGUUUACAGCGGCCAUACGACAGUGUGGGUUGAGAACAAAGCAAUAAACUCACCCGGCCUCUACGCCCAUCUUAUAACCAAGUAUAAGGCAACGCUUAUGGUUGCUGACUAUCCUGGACUGAGAACUGCUGUCUUCAAUUAUCAACAAGAUCCCAUGACAACACGAAACUUUAAAAAGGGCAUGGAACCAAACUUCCAGCACGUCAAGCUUUGCUUGAUCGACACGUUGACGGUUGACAGUGAAUUUCAUGAAGUGUUAGCUGACCGGUGGUUACGACCUUUACGAAACCCUAGGGCUAGAGAAGUUGUUGCGCCAAUGCUGUGUCUGCCCGAACACGGGGGCAUGGUUAUCAGCGUCCGAGACUGGCUGGGUGGUGAAGAACGCAUGGGAUGUCCAUUAAAACUGGACAUUGAUGCUGAUUCAGGAUCGGAGACCGACAAGGAAGAAGAGAAGGAUAAAGACAAAGAAAAGGAGAAGGAGAAACCCGCACCAUCGAAUGGCUUUGGGAGUCUCUUAAGCGGCGGCACGGCGACGACAAAAGAACAGGAAGUCAAGAAUGACCUCGGUGAAGUGUUGUUGGACCGCGAGGCUCUAAAAACAAACGAAGUGGUUGUGGUCGCCAUUGGAGAAGAUGUACGAAAGAAAACGACCACCGAACCGGGCACCGUUCGUGUUGGUGCUUUUGGAUACCCCAUUCCCGACGCUACCCUUGCCGUUGUUGACCCUGAAACGGGGUUGCUUUCUUCGCCACAUUCUGUUGGGGAAAUCUGGGUUGACUCGCCAUCCUUAUCCGGAGGUUUCUGGGCAUUGCCUAAGCAUACCGAGCAGAUCUUCCAUGCUCGGCCGUACAAAUUUGAGCCAGGAGACCCAACACCUACCCCAGUAGAGCCCGAAUUUCUCAGAACCGGUCUUCUUGGAACGGUGAUCGAAGGCAAGAUAUUUGUGUUGGGCCUGUACGAAGAUCGAAUCAGACAAAAGGUUGAGUGGGUUGAGCAUGGCCACGAAGUUGCAGAGCAUCGAUAUUUCUUCGUGCAACAUAUCGUUGUCAGCAUCCUUCGGAACAUGAGCAAGCAGAUUUUUGAUUGUUCAGCAUUUGAUGUCUUCGUUAACGAUGAGCAUCUCCCGAUAGUGGUGAUAGAAUCAUCGGCAGCCUCAACGGCUCCAGCAACAUCAGGUGCUCCGCCUAGGCAGCUAGACACUGCUUUGUUGGACACCCUCUCCGAGAGGUGUAUGGAAGUCCUCAUACAGGAACAUCAUUUAAGGGUAUACUGCGUUAUGAUUACGGCGCCAAACUCCCUACCACGAGUGACCAAGAAUGGCCGCAGGGAAAUAGGAAACAUGCUGUGCCGUAAGGAGUUCGACCUCGGCAAUCUACCCUGUGUUCAUGUCAAGUUCGGCGUCGAACAUGCGGUGUUGAAUUUGCCUAUCGGUGUAGACCCUAUAGGUGGUAUUUGGUCGCCCAUGGCAUCAGAUGCCCGAGCCGACUUUCUCGGGCCUGCCGAUAAGCAGUAUUCUGGAAUCGAUCGCCGUGAGGUUGUCAUUGAUGACCGUACAUCCACUCCAUUAAAUAACUUUUCCAGCAUUACUGAUCUCAUUCAAUGGCGAGUAGCACGUCAGCCGGAAGAACUUUCUUAUUGUACCAUUGAUAGUAGAGGCAAAGAAGGGAAAGGCAUUACGUGGAAGAAGUUCGAUACUAGAGUUGCCGCGGUAGCCCUGUAUCUCCGUAACAAGGCUAAGAUACGGCCGCGCGACCAUGUCAUGCUCAUGUAUACGCACUCCGAAGACUAUGUCUUCGCUGUCCACGCAUGUAUAAACUUGGGUGCCGUGAUUAUCCCGACUGCGCCGAUGGACGAGCGCCGGUUACACGAAGAUGUGCCAGCCUUCCUUCACCUCAUUAAUGACUAUGGCAUUAAGGCUGUCCUGGUCAACAAUGAGGUAGAUCAUUUGCUCAAGUCUAAGACUGUCUCCCAACACAUCAAGCAAUCUGCCCAGGUACUCAAAAUCAGUGUCCCAAGUGUGUUCAACACCUCCAAGCCCCCGAAACAGAACAGCGGACUUCGUGACCUCGGGGUUACCAUCGAUCCCGCCUGGAUUCAGCCAGGAUAUCCUGUCAUUAUCUGGGCAUACUGGACACCAGACCAACGGAGAAUCUCAGUACAGCUUGGCCAUGAAACGAUCCUGGGAAUGUGCAAGGUUCAGAAAGAAACCUGCCAGAUGACUAGCUCCAGGCCAGUACUCGGCUGCGUCAGAAGCACUACUGGUUUAGGAUUCAUACACUCGUGUCUAAUGGGGAUCUAUAUCGGCACGCCUACUUACCUCCUUUCGCCUGUCGAAUUUGCCCAAAAUCCCAUAUCCCUUUUCUUAACCCUGAGUCGUUAUAAGAUCAAGGACACAUACGCAACACCCCAGAUGCUUGACCACGCGAUGAACACAAUGCCUGGCAAAGGUUUUACUAUGCACGAGCUGAAGAACCUCAUGAUCUCAGCCGAUUCUAGACCUCGUGUCGACGUAUUUCAAAAAGUCAGACUCCAUUUCGCGGCCACAGGGCUUGACAGAACGGCCAUAAACACGGUGUAUUCUCAUGUCUUAAACCCGAUGGUUGCAUCGCGAUCAUACAUGUGUAUUGAGCCUAUCGAGCUUUGGCUCGACCAACGAGCACUCCGAAGGGGGUUAGUGGUGCCUGUAGAUCCCGACUCCGACCCGAAGGCGUUGUUGCUUCAAGACUCUGGCAUGGUUCCUGUGUCAACUCAAAUAGCUAUUGUCAAUCCCGAGAGCCGACUCCUCUGUGCCGACGGAGAAUAUGGCGAGAUCUGGGUCGAUUCAGAAGCCUGCGUGAAAGCAUUCUAUGGAUCCAGAGAUCCCUUUGACGCUGAAAGAUUUGAUGGGCGUACUGUUGACGGCGAUCCCAACAUCAGUUAUGUCCGAACUGGCGACCUCGGUUUCCUGCACAACGUCAGUCGGCCAAUCGGGCCGGGUGGAGCUCAGGUAGACAUGCAGGUUCUCUUUGUGUUGGGCAAUAUUGGCGAGACUUUCGAAAUCAACGGUCUGAGCCAUUUCCCAAUGGAUAUAGAGGCUACAGUCGAGAGGUCUCAUCGAAACAUCGUACCUGGUGGCUGCGCCGUCUUCCAAGCAGGUGGUCUUGUAGUGAUUCUCGUCGAGGUAUCACGCAAGGCGUAUCUGGCAUCUAUAGUCCCGGUCAUCGUGAAUGCUAUCUUGAAUGAGCAUCAGAUUGUGGUGGAUAUAGUGGCUUUCGUUAACCGGGGUGACUUUCCUCGUAGCCGUCUUAGUGAGAAGCAGCGAGGCAAGAUUCUAGCUGGAUGGGUCACUCGAAAGAUGCGUACAGUCGCUCAGUUUGCAAUACGCGAUCCAGAUGCGUGCAGUGUAGAAGGUGGCGAUGGCACCGGAGAGAACCAUCGCGCCAGCGUAGGUAGCGUCCGAAGCAACAACAUACCCGGCGCCAGCUCCCUAAGGAACAUGGAACACGCGCCCCAGAUACUAGAGCAGGAAGAGCUGAGUCAUCAAAUGGACAAGAUGUCGGCCUUGCCUCAGCCUAUGGAACUUUCGACCAACAGCGAUCGAGCAAGCAGUUCGGGGCCGAUGAUGGACAUGCCCACAGGUCGGAUGCGUACGAGCAGCGGCUACGAAUAUGACCGCUACGGCGAUGGAAUGGUGCAGCCGAGACAACAGCAACCCCAGCCCCCACAGAUUCGCUUACCAAGCGUUGAUGGGCGUGAGUUACAGGACGAGGGUAUGUGGGCUCACGAGCAAGGCGCAGGUCGAGGCCAGCCCCCUAUGGAUGAGGACGAAUGGCAGCGAGAUGCCCUGAUGCAUAUGAAUCUAGCCAGUCAGAUGCCAAGGCAGGACUAGUGGUCAGCUGCCUCGGAACGAAGGGCGUUCUACAGAGAAGCAAGGAGUGGCUCCGGGCAAUAUCAUGCUUGAGAGGCAAACUUGAUUGGUACUGGUUGACACGA
Messenger RNA from Hypoxylon fragiforme, 5901 nucleotides. Its product is annotated as acetyl-CoA synthetase-like protein. Gene Ontology annotation, cellular component: cytosol. The transcript has 4 exons. The record is from RefSeq and is a predicted model, not a curated record. Bases 350 to 5797 code for a protein of 1815 amino acids. Lineage: Eukaryota; Fungi; Ascomycota; Sordariomycetes; Xylariales; Hypoxylaceae.